UCUCGUGCUCUUUGCCGUGUUGCCGCUGCCUGCCUGCUUGCCCAGCCUGUACUGUACAUGACAAAAGCAAGGGGAUGGAGUGAGUGAGAUAAAUCCACACUUCUUAUUUCUCACACACACUUUUUUUUGUAGGAAGAGGGGGUUUUGGAUCACUGCGCCACAUUACAAGAACACGGCUCCUAGUUCAUGUUAGUAAUAGAAGGACCCAGCAGCCUAUCUCUUUUUACGCACAGCCUACUCCUGUGAAGGCAGCAGCAGCAGUUCAGAUCAGAUUUCACAUUCAGCUCCGACCAGCUGAGAGCGAGAGACAGCCAGAGAGAGCAGGAGGGCUCUUAUCUCGGCUUUCCACCACCGAUCCCCCCUCUUCUGUUCGCCUGAAAAAGAACCCUGCGAGGAAAAAAACACGGGUGCGCGGCGCAAACAUUAAAGCGCCACUGGGAUUUUUUCCCUUCCUUUUUUUCUUUUUAUGUAUUUUUGCAGGAUUUAAGCAGCGAGCGCGCCACAGAGAAAGAGAUAGAGAGCAGCAGAGAUGGACGAGCAGCCGAGGUUGAUGCACUCUCACACGGGGGUAGGCAUGGCAGGGCACCCCGGCCUGCCGCAGCACAUGCAGGAAGGCAACGGAGGAACGGACGGCGACGGCAGAAAACAGGACAUUGGAGACAUUUUACAGCAAAUUAUGACCAUCACGGAUCAAAGUCUGGACGAAGCGCAAGCCAGGAAACACGCUCUGAACUGUCACAGAAUGAAGCCAGCUCUGUUCAAUGUCUUGUGUGAAAUCAAAGAAAAAACAGUGCUGAGUAUCCGCGGCGCCCAGGAGGAGGAGCCCCCGGAUCCACAGCUCAUGCGCCUGGACAACAUGCUGCUGGCGGAGGGAGUAUCCGGUCCGGAGAAAGGUGGAGGCUCGGCGGCUGCGGCGGCCGCAGCGGCAGCCUCGGGAGGCGCAGGGCCGGACAACUCGGCAGAGCACUCUGACUACAGAGCCAAACUGACCCAGAUCAGACAGAUCUACCACACAGAGCUGGAGAAGUACGAACAGGCAUGCAACGAGUUUACCACCCACGUGAUGAACCUCCUGCGAGAGCAGUCACGCACACGGCCAAUUUCGCCCAAAGAGAUCGAGCGCAUGGUGAACAUCAUCCACCGCAAGUUCAGCUCCAUCCAGAUGCAGCUCAAGCAGAGCACCUGCGAGGCCGUCAUGAUCCUGCGCUCCCGUUUCCUCGAUGCCAGACGGAAAAGACGAAACUUCAACAAGCAGGCAACAGAGAUCCUGAACGAGUAUUUCUACUCGCACCUCAGUAACCCGUACCCCAGCGAGGAGGCUAAAGAAGAGCUGGCUAAAAAGUGUGCCAUCACAGUUGCCCAGGUUUCCAACUGGUUUGGGAAUAAGAGAAUCAGAUACAAGAAAAACAUUGGUAAGUUCCAAGAAGAAGCCAACAUGUACGCUGCGAGAACUGCCGUGAAUGCGGCUAAUGCAUCCUCACAUGGGAGCCAAGCAAAUUCACCCUCAACUCCAAACUCUGCAGGUUCUGCUGGCUCUUUUAACAUGUCAAACUCCGGGGACUUGUUCAUGAGCGUGCAGUCUCUCAAUGGGGACUCGUACCAGGGGGCUCAGGUGGGAGCCAACGUGCAGUCACAGGUGGAUACCCUUCGCCAUGUUAUCAGUCAGACAGGCGGAUACAGUGAAGGACUCACAGCCAACCAGAUGUACAGUCCGCAGGGCAUCAAUGCAAACGGUGGCUGGCAGGAUGCUCCGACCCCCUCAUCAGUGACUUCACCCACAGAAGGACCCGGAAGCGUUCACUCUGACACCUCCAACUGAUCCUCCACCCCCACAACCCCCCCCCCCCCCCCCCCCCCUCCCCUUGACUUUACCCUGUUCUCUGCUUCCCUCCACCACUUCUUCCCCCCAGCCACAUCUUCAAAAACUAAAACCCCAAAGGGACUGGAUGUGACGUACUGUUUGUAGUCACACAGCGGGACACAGUUGGGGUCUGGGAUGACGUUUUCCCCCUAACGGACGAAUAUUUCACUUUUCCUAUCUGGACCAUGGCAGCACCGUUAGCAGCCUGCGUAGGGGACUCAUAUCCACACUUCACAGUUUGUACAGUUUCCACUUGAUGUCCAUGUUGCCUCUUUGUAUUUUCUUUAACAUGAUAUACUCACACAGUAGGCACACAGCUAGCAGCGUAAUACCCCACACGUCUUGUAAAUUGAGAUGCUUUCACUCUACCUCUAUUGGAAAUAACGACAGGAAAAAAAAAAAACAUUUUGAAUGCUUUGGAUUGAAAACGUUUUAUAAUAAUUGGGAUUCUUCUGUACACCACACCAUGCCCUUUAUUUUCUGUGUUUACAUUUUGUUGAUCUAUCGUGCCAAAGUUCAGCUCUGGAGGUGAAUUUCGAUAAUAUUACAUUUCAUGCUUUAAUGUCAGGUCCUUACAUCUUUCAUGCAAUAAUUAAGUGAAGUCUAAUUAUGUUAGUCCAGUAAUAUCCAAAAUGUUCAACCUCGAUUUGUAUUCUUUGUAUUCAGAACCUCUACAACACUGACAUUUGAUGAGUGGGUUUCCUGCUCACAAUUCACCGUUUUUACACAAGCAUUCACAGAAAUGAGCGCAGAGAGAGUGGAGUUGUGUCCUGCAUGUUGGCUGCUUUCACCCUAUUCAAAGACAAAUCCACUCAUAACAUGAAAUCAAUGAAAACUGAAGCAGGAAUCGCAGCACGUCGAUGAGUAUUAAAGCACAAUAACACCACCAUCGAGGGUUGGGUUUUGUAAAUGUCAGAGAGACAAACAAUGCAGAGGACAUUUCUACUGUGGUCGUCAUACAUGGAAGAAAGAGAGUGUACAUAGGGUGCAUAUGUGGGACAUCAACAGUGUGUAUCAGUGAGGUCAUUAUAGCCAAAUACUGCUGGUAACCAAAUCCAAUACAACAAUUGUAAUUUUGAUUUUAAGGUUCAGAGUUUUGUUGUCGGGAUUAAACGCUGGCAUGUCUUUUCUCAUCUCACUUUGCUUUCAUGGAGUUAUAUUUGGGUCAUAAUCCUGAGAACACAAUGAUCAAAUUAUUCUACACAUGAGAAGAAUCACUUUGAAAAUUAUACUUUGAAUGCAAGUGGAACGUUUUUUUUUUUUAGUGUGUGUUUGUGUUAAAAAUAUCCUCCUGCACGCUCGUGGUUUUUUGGCACAAAUAUGACUCCGUACAUGUUCAGCCAAAAAGCCAGAAUUAAAGGUUACAUCACCCUGUUCAUCUGAUAACAUUAGUGGGAACAUUUGUAUGUUUCAAUACUUGUUUUAUUUCACAGUGUCACUCAAAACGACACGUCCAUCAACACGAAGCGAUCCAAAAUGUGAAAUUAAAUUUGUUGUAUGUACAGUCUAGUUUGUGGUCUAACAUGUAGACAUGAUUAGUCCUCAUUAGAUAUCAGCAGUUACAUUCUUUGAUACCAAAAAAGGAAAAAGGCAGAGUUUAUAUCCUCUACAUUGGGAUCAGCUUUACGGACACAUUUUUUCUUUCCCCUCUUUUCUGUACUAACGAGCAUCUCUCAGUGCUCUGGUGCUCUGUAUUCAACGCCCAACUAUGCUGUUUGAAAACAGAGGUGUUUAUAGAAACAAAAACUCUGAUGGCACACAAAUCCAGAUACUGUUUGGAUAGAUUUUUACGUCUCAAUUUUGUGAAUAACUUGUGCUUCUUCUUCUUCUUCUUCUGUUUUUUUUUUCAUUUGAUAUUACGUUGCUUUGCUACUUUGGAUAUGUUUCUUAUUUGAUGCUACCAUUAUAUGUGAAUUAGCCCAAGAAUGCUCUAUAUACAGUAUGUAGAUAUGCACCUUUACUCCUUUUUUUUAUUUCAUUUGAACAGUACACAUUUUAGCACAGCAUAAUGGAGUUCCUGUCGGAUCGAUGGGGGAAAUCUGGGACAUUUCUUUUGUACUCAGACAAACCUGAACGAGUCUGCAUCCGGGAUGGCUGCCGUCUGAAUCACGGUGACAUGAAACGUCAGCGUUAACGUCGAUCUUUGGCUUUGUUUUUAGUGUGGUGGUCACUGAGAGAGAGUCAAAAUGUAAUCCCACGAUCCAAACGAGUCUCAGUGCAGCCUGAAAACCAAGCAGAGGUAUUUUUUGAACAGUUGUCAGUGUGUUUGUAUUUAUUACACAUGUGUGAGAUCAUGGAUGUUUCAGAGCUUCUUUGUGGAGGACAACGGCAUAAUUACACCAGACAAACCCAUACGGAUCAUUCAGAGCAGCUCCUACUCGACCCCCCCACCCCCCCGGCCCCCUGCUCAGUAUUACAGUCGAGGGGCCGAGCGUCAUUGAAGUGAUACACAGAACCUGCCUCAGUCGUGUCUUCUGAAGUCAUUGGAGUGAACUGACAGCACCGGCCAUGCAAGGCAAACACAAGGAUUGUUUUUGCACCCCUUCAACAAAAAAGAAAAAAAAAGGCUUAACUCUACUUUUCACAUUGCCUGUCAAAUAUUACCGAAGCUUCAUGUAAUGACGCUUUUUAGUUUUUGAAUAUAAAAGGAAAAGAGACAUGAAAAGAAAAAUGAACAAUUUGUAAAACAUGAAAUGUUUUAUUUGUUGCAUGUCCUUUUUGUUCUUCAAUAAAAAAAAAAAAAACGUACUGCAGUGUUUUGAAUGUUAACUUCUUUUUUAUAAGGAUUGAAAAUCGUGGAGCCUUUUUCUUGACAGGUUUGAACUUUUAAGAUCUCUGCGUAUGUAAAAAGGUAUCAAAUGGAAAACUUGUCUUUUUCAUUCCAAUUCAAAACCUGUUUUCUGUGAAGAAAAAAUAGCUGAAAGGUGUAGGUUUUAUGGUCUCUUAAUUUGUACUGGCAAUGCGUAUCCCAAAUAAAUCGUUUCUUUUGUUGCAUAAA
Messenger RNA from Labrus mixtus (cuckoo wrasse), 4859 nucleotides. RefSeq names its product pre-B-cell leukemia transcription factor 1-like. The transcript has 9 exons. Gene Ontology annotation, molecular function: RNA polymerase II cis-regulatory region sequence-specific DNA binding; DNA-binding transcription factor activity, RNA polymerase II-specific. The record is from RefSeq and is a predicted model, not a curated record. NCBI's taxonomy places the organism in Eukaryota, Metazoa, Chordata, Actinopteri, Labriformes, Labridae. Gene Ontology annotation, biological process: brain development; embryonic organ development; regulation of transcription by RNA polymerase II. Bases 530 to 1819 code for a protein of 429 amino acids. Gene Ontology annotation, cellular component: nucleus.